GUCGCAGUAGGAACCGUAGCGCGAGAAUAAGGAAGCCAUCCUCAAUUGCUAUGAGUUUGUUUGUGGCUGUCUAUUCAUCAUGAAAAUAAAUGAAAACACAUUACUGGAGGGACACACAGUGUUGCUGGUUCCAUAUAAUGAAGAGCAUGUCCCCAGAUAUCAUGAGUGGAUGAAAUCCCCCGAGCUGCAGCAGCUGACUGCCUCAGAGCCGCUGAGCCUGCAGCAGGAGUACGACAUGCAGAAGAGCUGGAGGGAAGACAAUGACAAAUGCACAUUUAUUAUCUUGGACAAGCAGCGCUGGGUGGACCCAGGUGUCGAUGAGGAGCAGUGCAUGGUGGGAGAUGUCAACAUCUUCCUGACCGACCCCUCAGAUCCAUUCUUGGCAGAGCUGGAGGUCAUGAUAGCAGAGCCCAGUUACAGAGGAAGGGGCAUAGGAAAGGAGGUGACUCGCAUGAUGAUGAGCUACGGAAUCACCAAACUCGGAGUCAAAAAGUUUCAAGCAAAAAUUGGUCUGGACAACCAAGUCAGCAUCUCCAUGUUCAAGAAGCUGCAGUUUCAGGAGGUAUCUGUGUGCAACGUCUUCAAAGAGGUGACCCUCGAGCUGAUGGUGGACGACUCCAUUCGGACCCAGCUGCAGGAAGACGUGCCUUACAUGAGGGAAAGGGACUACAAGCAAACAUGCCACAGCAGACAUGAACUGGUUCAGCAGUGAGGUGAACUUCUGUGAGCUCCAUCGUCCAACCUUUAUUUGUGAAACAGAAACACAGAGACUUUACCUCCCUCAAGGAAGAGAGCUCUCGUUUUGGUCGAGAUUGCUCCCCGGCAACCUCAACAAAACGCUGCAGGCAGAAGGCGGUCAGAAGGCCUUCGGACAGAUUCCCUGUUCCACCGCCAGGAUGAAAGCAAACCUCUUGCUGAAUAAAGUAUUCAUCAAAAGGUCAGAUAGAUGGAUGCUUCCUACUUAUUCUGUAUUUUCCCAGGCCUUUUUAAGUAUCCUUGCUCCAACACGCUGCCACCUUGACUAGUGCACAUCUGUAUGCUUUUUGCUCAUAUGAUUAUUCCUAAUGAGAUACUGCUCACAGGUGGACUCCAUGUACUAAGUAGGUGACUUCUGAAGGUCAUCAUUUGCUGUAUUCUAGUAGUUGAAGAGGUUGAAUGUAGGAACAUGCCACACUCUUCAGAUGUUUAUAAAAAGAGAAAGUUUGGAAACAUUGGAUUCUUUAAGCUCUAGUGAAAACAAAAGUUUGCUCCUCAGAAAUAAGAUGAAAACUCACUUUCUUGCAUCUUUGGCAAAAAUGUGCCUGUUGUUUUAUUUGUCAUGUAGCAAAAAUGACUCAAUUACCAGCUGCGAGCAUUUACAGCGUUUACCUGCGAGAUUUGACAGGAACAGCGACCUAGAUGGAGAAGGCACUGCACAUGCUCCGACAGCGACAAGCUUUGGCACGCGCACACCUCUGACGACACUCCAGAGCAGCACCGACGUGUCCGCUUCACAUUUAGCGGAACAGCUCAAGGGCAGCCUGCGCUUCAAUUAAUGUAAAGUGCAAAACGCCGUCCACAGGGAGAUAUUUAGCUGAUGUAAGAAGGAAACAGGCCAUAUAAAGAUUUUGACAAUAAUUCCAUAGGAAUAAGUCUCUGUGCAGGCCUUUCACAUCCCAGCAUCGCAAACGGGAGCAUUGAUUUCUACAUGUUAAAAAAACAUCUCAGAGACGCCAGGAAAAGCCUGCAGCUCUCAUUUCCGAUGGCAGGGUUCAGUUCUUCGAUGUCUGCGUGGACUCCAGGAGGUCCUUAGCAGCGGAUGACAGAUUGCGUAGCAGUUGUCUGGCCACGCCCUCCUGCACUUUGGCCCAGGAUAAACAGUCGUCCACGGCCGCGUUGAUCGGCAUGCAGACCUCUUCCCUCUGCAGGCCGGUCAGCCGACAUGCGGCAGCAACUCCAGCUAUUCCCAGCGUCAGCAGGAGGAGGAGCUUAAAAAUCCAGCCAAUGAAAGAACGCUGUGAUUUAGCUGUUGGUUUCACGUCGACCUUUUUAUCUGUGAAGACAAGAAAAGUGAUGUUGAAGUUUCUUCAGCUUCUGAAGCCUCAGAUUUUGGAAAGAUGCAACAAUCAGAAUAAAAAGAAAUGUUGGCCCCACUUGGUGCUUGCCCGUUCUUUUUCUUCUUCUCCUCCCUCUUCUUCUUCUGUUGCUCCUGCACAGCUAGAGCCGCCAUCUGAGCGUUGUACUCCUUCCUUCUCCUCUCCUUCUCCUCCGCUUUCUCCCGUUUGCGAACUUCCCUUUCUCUGGCAUCCCGCUCUUUCUGCUUCGCUUCCUUCUUCUUCUCCAGCUCUUAAGUGCAAAAACGACAUAAGGUCAUCUCCCUGACCCCGAUUUAUCGUCACUGCGCAGAUAAACGGGGUUCUGAGACAUUUCAAUCCAUUUUGAAAAUGCAAAUAAAGUGACUUUGCCCGUU
Messenger RNA from Gambusia affinis (western mosquitofish), 2449 nucleotides. RefSeq names its product N-acetyltransferase 9 (GCN5-related, putative) (gene nat9). Gene Ontology annotation, biological process: protein acetylation. The transcript is spliced from 6 exons. The coding region runs from base 80 to 712 and encodes 210 amino acids. NCBI's taxonomy places the organism in Eukaryota, Metazoa, Chordata, Actinopteri, Cyprinodontiformes, Poeciliidae. The record is from RefSeq and is a predicted model, not a curated record. Gene Ontology annotation, molecular function: N-acetyltransferase activity.